Annulohypoxylon truncatum is the source of this 929-nucleotide messenger RNA. RefSeq names its product 6,7-dimethyl-8-ribityllumazine synthase. The coding region runs from base 103 to 708 and encodes 201 amino acids. The record is from RefSeq and is a predicted model, not a curated record. Gene Ontology annotation, molecular function: 6,7-dimethyl-8-ribityllumazine synthase activity. NCBI's taxonomy places the organism in Eukaryota, Fungi, Ascomycota, Sordariomycetes, Xylariales, Hypoxylaceae. The transcript has 2 exons. Gene Ontology annotation, biological process: riboflavin biosynthetic process. Gene Ontology annotation, cellular component: riboflavin synthase complex; mitochondrial intermembrane space; intracellular anatomical structure.
CGGUAUACCAGCAAUCAGUAACCAGCGAGUAGACCUCUCCGGCGCGAAUUUGAUACCACCUCUCUCUAGACACAUAUAUCCGAAACAGAAAACCAGAAAAAAAUGGCACACUCGCUCAAGGGCCCCACGCCACAGGAGCACGACGGCAGCGGCCUGCGCAUCGGCAUCGUGCACGCGCGCUGGAACGCCACCAUCAUCGAGCCGCUGGUCAAGGGCACCAAGGACAAGCUGCUAAGCCUCGGCGUCAAGGAGUCUAACAUCGUCGUGCAGUCCGUCCCCGGGUCGUGGGAGCUGCCCAUCGCCGUCCAGCGCAUGUACGCAGCCUCUCAGAUCCAGCAAUCCAGCAGCGGCGCCUCCUCGGCAGGCGACCUCCUAGGCGGGUCCACGACAGACCUAUCCUCGCUGCCGACCCCGAACCCGUCGUCGACGCAGCCCUUCGACGCCAUCGUCGCCGUCGGCGUGCUCAUCAAGGGCGAGACCAUGCACUUCGAGUACAUCGCCGACGCCGUCUCGCAAGGCCUCAUGCGCGUCGGCCUCGACCUCGGCGUCCCCGUCGUCUUCGGCGUCCUCACCGUCCUCGAUGAGGGCCAGGCCAAGACCCGCGCCGGCCUCGGCCCCGGAAGCCAUAACCACGGCGAGGACUGGGGCUCCGCCGCCGUCGAGCUGGGCGUCAAGCGCGGCGCCUGGGCCCGCGGCAAGAUCGAAUAAAGCAAAAGUGUAUGUAUGCCUACAUACCUACUUGGGUACCUGGAUAUGGAACCAAACGCAACGUAAAAAAAAAUUAAACAGAAAUAAACAGAGAGGAAGGAAAAUAGAUAAAGAAAAGGUAGUAAAGAAAAAAAGAAAAGGAAUGAAAAGUAAGGUAGGGCAAGGGUUACUUGGCUACCUAGGCACCUACUCGGAUGGUCUUGUGUAAAGCUGGGCAAGGC